AUGACAAAUAUUGAUCCUGAGUUCUAUUAUAAUUCUGGGACACUUCUCAAAGGUGUCAAUAUGCCAGAUCCAGACCUUAUUAUUUCGAGUAAUUGUCUCGAGAUUUAUGGAAAUAACGUAAACGAUUAUUGUUUCCUAUAUUCAAAAGAAACAUUAAGAUCGUUCAGGUUCGAUCCAAAUCCUCAACUUACAACAAUUGGUAAGUAUGCUUUUUACAAUUGUGCAAAAUUACAACAAAUUGAUCUUUCAAUGUGCACUAAACUUACAAUUAUUGGCGAAAGUGCAUUUUCUUACUGCACAUCAGUUACAGAACUUUUCCUUCCCGAAGGACUCCGAUACAUUGAAAAAAAUGGGUUUUCAUAUAUAAAAAUCCAAUCCAUUGAAAUUCCAUCAACUGUUAUUUAUAUUAAGGAUUAUGGACUUGGAAAUAUUAAUACUUUAACAUCAAUUACUUUCAAAGAAGGAUCCGAGCUUCGAUCACUUACGAAUAAUGUAUUUCUAAAUGAUAAUUUUGUUGAAUUUAAAGUUCCAGAAUCAGUUCAAGAAAUUACUGGAACAUUUGCAAACUCUGUAUUAACUUUAACAAUAAUAAGAGUUCAUCAAAAUAAUAAAUAUUUUGUCAGCGAUAAUUUUGCUAUAUAUUCUAAAGAUUAUCAGACAAUAUAUGCUUUUGCACCAAAUUCUACGUUCACAUAUGAAAUCAAUCCGAAAGUAAAAUACAUAGGAUAUGGUGCAUUUAAGAAUGCAAAAUGCACAUCAAUAACAAUUCCUCCUGGAGUUACAAGUAUCGAAGGAUGGGCAUUUGCAACUGCAAAAAAUCUUAAACAGAUUAAGUUGCCUCCAAAUAUAACAAUAAUUAAUGAUUAUUGCUUUUAUAAUUCAGGUUUAACAUCAAUUGAUAUACCUGAAAAAGUAACUAAGAUUGGUGUUGGCGCGUUCACAGGUUGUAACUUCUUGAAAACAAUCCUUCUUCCAGGAAAUCUUACUGAUGUUGGUGGAGGUGCAUUUCCUCCAAAUCCAAAUAUUAAUUUUACUUUCAAAGGUGAUUCUCAAAUUAUGAUUGACAGCCAAAUGUUGAUAAUGGCUAAAGAUAAUUCGUCAAUAUCGUUAUUACUUGAUUCUUCAGCGACAUCAAUUAAAAUUUCAAGUCAAGUUAAAAGAAUUAAAUUAUCAUCAUUUUUGAAUAAACAGAGUCUAAGUUCUAUUACUUGUGAUGGAACAUCUGAACUAGAAUAUAUUGAAGACAAUGCAUUUUCAUAUUGUACUAGUUUGACAUCAAUUCCUUAUUUCCCAAAGCUCAAAGAAAUCGGAAUCUUAGCAUUUUAUCAAACAAAGCUUUCAUCACAAUUUAUAUUUCCAGCAAGCUUUACAUAUCUUGCUAAUAAUGCUUUUUCCGAAGUAACAACAUUACCAAGUGUUUCAUUUUCAUCAACUGUAAGUAAAUUAACAAUUCAAGAUUCUGCAUUCGAAGGAUGUACAUCUUUGAGAACUGUAUCAUUCGAUGAGUGUACAUGUGAUAUUUUCAUCGGACAAAAUGUUUUCUCGGGAUGUACAUCUCUCGCGACAUUCAAUGUCAUCAAUCGUAUCAAAUCGAUUGACUCCGGAAGUUUCAUGAACAGCGGACUUAUCACUAUCACAUUCGAAGGGAGCAAAACAUCGUUCGACACACUUCCAUCCAUGCUUUUUAAGGGAUGUUCAAAUCUUAACGAAGUCAGCAUCCCGAACAACAUCAUCUCUAUCGGUAGCGAGUGCUUCAGUGGAACAUCUAUCACACGUGCCAGUCUUCCAGACAGCGUCGAAUCUCUUUAUUCAGAGUGCUUCAAGGGCUGCACUAAUCUUGAGCGUGUCGACAUCUUUUCUAGUUGCAAUCUUUCAAAGGUAUUCCCAGGAAUCUUCGAAGGCUGCACAUCUCUGUCAUACAUCAGCGACUUCACCAGCGAAAACCUUGUUUGUCACAACAGCACUAUCUACAGCAAAGACUUCGGCCGCGUUUACCUGCACGCUCCUGCGUGCCGAGACAACUACAUCAGCUUCGACCGUCGUCUGAACAGUGUUGCAGACAGCGCAUUCAUCAACAGUGCAUACAUCGAGAUUGUUGUCUUUGUCGACAACAGUGUUAGCAGCAUCGGCCGUCGUGCACUUGAAUCAUGUAUUCGUCUUAAGCAGAUCAGCAUUCCAUCCAGUGUCUCAUCGAUUGGUGACAAUGCAUUCAUUAACUGCAUCAGUCUUAAAUGUGGUGUUCUUUUCCAGAACAAGACACAAAGAUUCGUCGAUAUUCUCACAUCAAGUGGUCUUCCCAAGACAUCUCUUGUCGCAUGUCAAGCAUUCAGCUGCAGACCACAACAGAUACUGAAUGUUCCUAUUCCAACUAUUCUAUUUACUGUUUUUAUUCUCAUGUAA
Messenger RNA from Trichomonas vaginalis G3, 2400 nucleotides. Its product is annotated as regulation of response to stimulus. The record is from RefSeq and is a predicted model, not a curated record. Lineage: Eukaryota; Parabasalia; Trichomonadida; Trichomonadidae. The transcript has a single exon. Bases 1 to 2400 code for a protein of 799 amino acids.